AGCUUGUUUUAUCAACGAGUUGCGACAUGUCACCUCAACCUUCCCCCACUACGACCUUUGCUGUCGAUGACGAUGAUGAUACUCUCUACGACAUCAUGCAAGAAUCUAAGAUCUUCCGAGCGCUCCUCCUUGGACAUCAAGACGACCAAGAAGCUAAGAUUGAAUAUGAUGAGAGUGACCGCCUGCCGUCAUCAGUCCCCUCUUCCCUAAUCUUCGUGGACACUAUUGACCAACGACCAACCAAGCACCAACGACUCGGAUACUCCAACGACUACGAUUACAUACAAGGUGUCGAGUUGCUCCCUUUGGAGAACUCCUUCAUACCAGAAAGUCCACGCCUAAGUUAUCUCAGUGAAAGCCUGUCUGACGUCCCCGAGCUAUUCUUGCCUCCACUGUGUGAAGAAGAAGAUACCCAUCACGCACAGCGAAGAAGUGGUUUGAGAAGGGUCGUAGACCGUAGACGGCUGGUCGGCCAGAGACGACGUUUGAUCAGAAGCUUAGGGUUGGCUGAGGUCACCAGAGGAUCCGAAACGUAUGUUUCGGCUUCAACCAAGCGACCAGCGCACAGCGAAGAUUAUUAUUAGUGACGCUAACUAUAGGGGAGAUAUCUUCUGAUCGCACUCGGAAGAUUUUCAGCACUACUAGGGUUGUAGUAGUGGCAAGGUAGAGGCUGCACUGUACGUCAACAACGUUUCAAAAU
Messenger RNA from Perkinsus marinus ATCC 50983, 700 nucleotides. RefSeq lists its product as hypothetical. The transcript has 2 exons. The record is from RefSeq and is a predicted model, not a curated record. The coding region runs from base 27 to 584 and encodes 185 amino acids. Lineage: Eukaryota; Perkinsozoa; Perkinsida; Perkinsidae.